CAAGGGGAGGGGAGGAGGAAGGCAUGAGGGAGAGAACGGAAAGAUGGGAUGAAGGAAUGAUUGGAGGGAGAGCGGGUAGGGGGAGAGGAAGAGGAAAUGGGAGACGAAUUAGUCAGGAUGGAGAAGGGGGAGGUAGAGGAGGCAGAGAAAGGAUGGGAGAUCAUGACAAAAUGGAGGGUGGGGGAGGCCAACGGGGGCAGGGACGUUUGGAGGACGACGAAGGAGGAGGAGGAGGAGGAGGACGCGCCGACAAUGGAGGACGAGGAGGAGAAGGACAAGGAGGAGGAGGAGGAGGAGGAGGAGGAGGCGGGGGAGGAGGAAGAAGAGGUGGAGAAGGAGGCUGCCACGAAGACGGAGGAGGAGGAGGGAGAGAACUUAGAGGAGGAAGAAGAAGAAGCGGAGGAGGAAGAGGAGGACGACGACGAGGAGGACGAGGAGUGGGAAGAGGAUGAGGAAGAAGAGGAGGAGGAAGAAGAGAAGGAGGAAGAAGAGAAGGAGGAGGAAGAAGAGGAGAAGGAAGAAGAGGAGGAGGAGGAGGUGAAGGAAAAAGAGGCUACAACGGCGGAGGAGGAUGAAGAAGAAGAAGAGGCGGAGGAGGAGGAGGAAGAAGGAGAAGAAGAAGAGGAGGACGAGCAGGAUUGGCGAGACGAGGAGGAAGAAGAGGAAGCGGGGGAGGAGGAGGCCGUGACAAUGGAGAAGGACGAGGAGAAAGACGAAGAGGAGGAUGACGGUGAUGAAAGAGGAGGAGGACGAGGAGGCCCCGAGCAUGGUGGAGCAGGAGGAGGAGGAGGCCCCGGCAGGGGUGAAGGAGGAAGAGGCAGCGACGGCAGUGGCAGCAGGGGAGGCGGUGGCCCCAAUGAUGGUGGAGGAGGAGAUGAUGAUGGGACAGGGAUUGGCGGGACGAGGAGGAAGAAGAGGAAGCGGGGGAGGAGGAGGCCGUGGCAAUGGAGAAGGACGAAGAGGAGGAUGACGACGGCAAAGGAGGAGGAGGAGGCGGAGGAGGAGGCGGAGGAGGAGGCGGAGGAGAAGGACGAGGAGGCCCCGAUAGGGGUGAAGGAGGAAGAGGCGGCGGCAGUGGCGGUGGCAGCGGCGGAGGAGGUGGAGGAGGAGAGACGACGAGGAUGGGGAGGAGAAUGAGUAGGAGAAGGGCCCGACCAUGGUGGUUGAGGAGGAGGAGGAGGAGAAGGAGGAGGAGGAGUGUGAGGGGGCCGAAGUGAUUGGCCACCAGAUCAUUAUGCCGGCCCUCCCCGCUCUUUUUACAAUCAAUCAAUCAAUCAAUAAAUCAAUCAAUAAAUCAAUCAAUCAACCAACCAAUCAAUCAACCACCCAUGAGAAUGAGUCUGUGUUCCCUCUCAAAAAGAGUUACUUUUUGCAGUUUAAUUAUUGGUUUGAUAUUAAGCCAGGGGAGGAUACUGCAUGCUUUUUUGAACUGUUCCCCCCCUCGGAGCUAGCUUUAGUGGAACUUCAAUGGUUUGGUGGAGGGGGGGCAAACAAUGAAGAAUGAAUCCUCAUUAUCAGAAGGGAUAUAACUGCUAGAUGUGCAUGCCCUUUAUGGCAGUCUUUUCAAGACUGAAGAGGUGGUUUGAUCCUACUGGUUCUCAAUAAAUGGCAGGCUAUCCUCGAACAAAGCACACCGGAACGA
Chara braunii is the source of this 1642-nucleotide messenger RNA. Lineage: Eukaryota; Viridiplantae; Streptophyta; Charophyceae; Charales; Characeae. The record is from the annotation of a GenBank genome assembly.